Messenger RNA from Cuculus canorus (common cuckoo), 395 nucleotides. It is a transcript of the gene BOLA3, whose product is annotated as bolA family member 3. Bases 57 to 368 code for a protein of 103 amino acids. The record is from RefSeq and is a predicted model, not a curated record. Lineage: Eukaryota; Metazoa; Chordata; Aves; Cuculiformes; Cuculidae. The transcript is spliced from 4 exons.
UCGGCGCGCGGAGACGCCGGAGCGGCCCAGUGACGUCAUCGGAGCGCGCCGCCGGGAUGGCCGCGGCGGGGCUGCUGGGCCGGGGACCGCUCUUCCUGCGGUGCAGCUCCUGGCGAAGCUUCACCUCACAGACAGACGGGGAGGCGCGAGUGACGCAGGUCCUGCGGGAGAAAUUCCCCCGCGCUUCUGCCAUCAAAGUCGUGGAUAUUUCAGGGGGCUGCGGUGCCAUGUACGAGAUCCACAUCGAGUCGGAGGAGUUCAGGGACAAGCGGCCACUGCAGCAGCACCGUAUGGUGAACCAGGCGCUCAGCGAGGAGAUCAGGACCAUGCACGGGCUGCGCAUCUUCACCUCCACCCCCAAGCCCUGACGCUCAAUAAAGCUGCUCCCACCCGCG